AUGAGAAGAUUACUCUGGAAAUUUUGGAUUCGAUUCUUGGCCGACGAAAAUCUUGGAUCCUAUACCCUUGACAUUGUUGGUUUUGUUAAACAAAAUGAUGAUGGAAUAUUUGAGAACGGCGUAUUCUCAGAAUUGGGUGAAGGUUCAGGCGGUGGCACGCAAGGCGAGCUCCAAAUUGAAGCGAAAUUCUUCUCGUCAUCUCUUAUUCUCGAAGACAAAUUUGUCUUCUCCCAGGCAACUGUCGACGAGCACUUGCUUUACAUUCUCAUCAGCUGGAGAAGACCUGAUAAUCGUUCAAGUUUUCCUAUGGCCUUGCGCGGUUUUUCAACUAUUACGGAAAGUUCGGAACGACAGAUUAGCUCUCAG
Messenger RNA from Paraglomus brasilianum, 366 nucleotides. The record is from the annotation of a GenBank genome assembly. NCBI's taxonomy places the organism in Eukaryota, Fungi, Glomeromycota, Glomeromycetes, Paraglomerales, Paraglomeraceae.